This is a messenger RNA of Effrenium voratum, 321 nucleotides long. The record is from the annotation of a GenBank genome assembly. NCBI's taxonomy places the organism in Eukaryota, Dinophyceae, Suessiales, Symbiodiniaceae.
AUGGUCCCAGCGCCUUCGGAGGAUCCGGCACAGGUGGCGGCGCGGAAGGCGGCGGCCAGCGCGGCGGCGGCGGCCUUCGCUAUGGCGGCCGGGCGGGUCGCUGAGACCUCCCGGGACGCUGCAAGGGACGCGGCGACGGCCAAGGCGGCUGCACCGCAGCUCCAGCCGGAUCCCAACGACCGGCGGCCCGUCGGCUUCGAAGAGGGGCAUGGCAGGUCCUGGCACCCGGACCCGCUGAACCCGGCCAUGAAGCCCCCGGUGAAGCUCUGGCUGCCAGAGCCCACCGUGCAGGAGCAGAUGCCGCCUGCCUGCCACGUGUGA